Thyridium curvatum is the source of this 1590-nucleotide messenger RNA. RefSeq lists its product as uncharacterized. The record is from RefSeq and is a predicted model, not a curated record. The coding region runs from base 1 to 1590 and encodes 529 amino acids. Lineage: Eukaryota; Fungi; Ascomycota; Sordariomycetes; Thyridiales; Thyridiaceae. The transcript has a single exon.
AUGCUAAGGGGCGGUCCCGCUCCAACUGCCCGCGGGCACGACUCCCCCUCAUCUGGACCUCCUGAGGGGACGCGAAGAUCCUACCAGGAUUACAGAUCUCAUGGAUCCUCUGCCUACCGACACUCACAACCUGCCCUAGCUCCUGAGGCUCCCGGACAUCGUCACCCCACUGGCACGUUCGACGACAGUCGCUUCUCCCCCAUACAAGAGUACCACAGCAGCUACACGGAUGCAGGCUACCGCUCGCCGAGCUCCUCUCACCUCCGCCACCAGUCCUUUCCAAACCUCCUGCCCGCCGUGCUGAGGAGCAGAUCCACGUCACCCGUCCGCCGCGAAGAGCAGAGACCGGUGUCAGAAGAUAUGUCGUUCACUGGCGACGCCAGGAGGAGCGCCAGAGGCGCAGAUGGCGGUGCCGGUGGAAAGGGAGGUUUAGCCGGAUGGUUCUCAGGCACACCCACGGGCAGCCCAUCUCGGGCGGAGCGUGGAACUCCGGGUUCACGAUCACCAUCGUCUCCAACCAGGAACUUGUCACCAGAGGGGACGCCGACCAAGUCUGCCAGGGGCACGAAUGCCGCCGCCAGUGACUCGGUGACGCCAACGCCAGCAUCCGCAAAAUCUCGCUUCGCGUUCCUCACGUCGUCCAUGUCCGCCACGCUGUCACGGCUUACACAGGCGCCUACGAGCCCGACGAUUGGCGAUGAGCUCAUCGACCUCAACAUCGAGGCGGCGCUGUUCCCGCAGGGCGCGCCGACGGAGCGCGACACCUUCUCGCCGGCGGCGUUCAAGAACCUGCAGGCCAAUGCGACGGGCGUGCUGACCAAGAUGCAGCACGCCUACCGGGAGCGGACGGUGGCCAUGCACGACCUCCAGGCCGAUAGGGACGCGCAGAGGGAGGAGCUGGAGGAAGCCAAUACGCGUGCGCAGCACCUCAAGAUGCAGCUGGAGGGCAUGGCCCGCAAGGCCGCCGAGCAGGAGCAGGCGAUGCAGGCCCUCGUCGCCGAGCUGAACGCCGAGAAGAAGGCGCGUGCCGAGGAGCAGCGCCGCAUGCGCGAGAAGGGCCUGGUCGUGCCCGUGCCCCUCUCCGAGGGCUCGAUGGUCUCGGAGGACCUGGGCGUCGAGGACGAUGCGCACAAGCGCAAGUGGCGCAAGAGCGACGGCAGCUACGACACGGACGAGGACAGCGUCGAGGGCGAGAGCAUCUUCUCGCGGUCCCGCAGCCCGACCAGCGCCGUCGGCAACUACGAGAGCGGCGCCAUGUCUGGCGAUGCGGCAGCACCCGUGUCACAUCCACGAGUCGCGGCGCUGGGUAGCCAGACUCCGCAGCAAGCAAAGGGGCAGAAGGCGCCGCCGCAGCUCAACGCGUUGCAGAAGCUCGUUAAGAACGUGACGGGGACGGGGCCCGCGCAGGACGACGAGGACGCCGGUAGCGACGGGUGCCGGAACUGCCGGGGCCGGGACGCGAGCGUGGCCUGGGACACGGUGAGCCUGCUGCGCGACGAGAACAAGCAGCUCAAACAACGGGUCGGGCAGCUGGAGAACGCGGUGGAGGGGGCGUUGGACCUGGCAAAUGGUGUCGGGCUGAAUUUCUAA